AUGAUUAGAAAUGGUAUGGGAAACGGGUCUCUUCUCUUCCAGCAAAAUGCCAAAUUAACCCAUUUUUCCAAAACGGGUCGGGUCGAAGAAGCUUGCAAACUAUUUAACCAAAUGACUAACAAGAACACUGUUACAUUCAACUCCAUGAUCUCAGCGUAUGCGAAAAACAAAAGAAUCAAUGAUGCACUAAACCUGUUUGAUAAAAUGCCUCAAAGAAAUCUAGUUUCUUGGAACACGAUGAUCGCGGGUUGUUUGCAUAAUGAAAGAGUUAACAUUGCACGUAAACUGUUUGAUGAAAUGCCUCAACGAGAUGUUUUUACAUGGACUUUGAUGAUUACUUGUUAUACACGUAAUGGGGAGGUCGAUAAAGGUAGGGACUUGUUUAAUGUAAUGCCGGAUAAGACGAAUACUGCGUGUUGGAAUGCUAUGAUUUCGGGGUAUGUGAAAUGUAAACGGGUUAAGGAAGCUAGGCGGAUGUUUGAUGACAUGUCUGUGAAAGAUUUAGUUUCUUGGAAUACAAUGCUUGGAGGGUAUACGAAAACUGGGGAGAUGAGGUUGGGUUUGAUGUUUUUUGAGGAAAUGCCGGUUAAGGAUGUGGUUUCUUGGAACUUAAUGGUGGAUGGGUUUGUUGAGGUUGGUGAUUUGGAUGAAGCUUGGCAGAUUUUUGAGAGUAUGCCGGUUAAGAAUGUGGUUUCUUGGGUGACGAUGUUAUAUGGGCUUGGUAGAAAUGGGAAGGUUGUUGAGGCCAGGAGAUUGUUUGAUCAGAUGCCGGAAAAGAAUUUGGUGGCGUGGAACGCGAUGAUUGCAGCUUAUGUCCAAAACAAUAGAAUUGAUGAAGCUUUGAAGUUGUUUAAUGUAAUGCCAGAAAGAAAUGCGGUGUCUUGGACUAGUUUGGUCAAUGGGUACGUUCGCGUUGGUAAGUUAGAUGAAGCUAGCCGAUUACUUAGUCAAAUGCCAUACAAGAACGUUGGGGCUCAAACGGCGUUGAUCUCAGGGUUUGCUCAGAAGAAAAUGUUGCCUCAGGCUCGUGAAAUUUUUAAUCGUAUAGGAAAUCGAGACGCUGUUUGUUGGAACACUAUGAUUGUAGGAUAUGCUCAGAAUGGUGUCAUGGAUGAAGCGCUUGAUCUUUUUCAAAAGAUGGUACGGAAAGAUGUGGUUUCGUGGAAUACCAUGAUUGCUGGUUAUGCUCAAGUGGGUCAAAUGGAUAAAACGCUUGAUUUCUUCAAGAAAACGGAUCAUAAGAACACUGUCACUUGGAAUUCACUAAUAUCGGGCUUUACACAUAAUGGAUUAUAUCCGGAUGCGCUCAAGUAUUUCAUUUUAAUGAUAGCAGAUGGGAAUAAACCCGAUGAAUCAACAUAUGCUUCCGUAAUAAGCUCAUGUGCAAAUCUGGCAGCUUUACAUAUGGGAACACAAGUUCAUGAGUUUGCUAUAAAGUCAGGUUACGAGCAAGACAUAUUUGUUAGUAAUUCGUUAAUCUCUAUGUAUGCCAAAUCUGGUAAGAUGUUGAGUGCCAAACGGGUCUUUUCUCAGACCCCACGGGUUGAUAUUGUCGGGUGGAAUUCUUUGAUUGAUGGAUAUGCUUCGAAUGGAAAUGGUGAAGCAGCAGUGAAGCUCUUGGAUGAUAUGGAGGUUGCAGGAGUGAUCCCAGAUGAGGUCACCUUCAUUGGGGUUCUAUCUGCUUGUAGUCACUCGGGUUUGAUCGAUCAAGGGUUCCGGCUAUUUGAAUUAAUGACUAGAAAGUACUCAAUCAAGCCUUUGACUGAACACUAUGCGUGUAUGGUUGACUUGCUUGGGAGAGCAGGGCGUCUAGAAACAGCCUUUGAAUUGGUGAAGGAGAUGCAAACUGAUGCUAAUGCCGGAAUAUGGGGUGCUUUGCUUGACGCUUGUCGUUGGCAUAAGGAUUUAAAGUUGGCUAAUUUUGCUGCUGAAAAGCUUUUGGAGAUUGAACCCGAAAAGGGUUCCAAUUAUGUGAUGUUAUCAAACAUGAACGCAGAAUUGGGGCGGUGGGAGGUGGUGGGGAGAGUGAGAGAUUCGUUAAAAGAGAGGCGUGUGGUAAAGCAAUCUGGGUGUAGUUGGAUUGAGGUUCAAAAUCGAGUUUAUGUUUUUUCAUCUGGUAAUGGGCCGCGAUUUAAAUAUAUGAACGUUAGUGGUGACUUGCGGGCACUGAUGGCUCAAACUAGCAACACAAGUGAAAACCUUAUCGAUGCCACAUGACAAUUGAUCAAUAUGUGCUAUACCCAUGUUACCCUUCCACUCUGUAAAGUCAUUGUUUUAGUGUGGCAAUCACAUUUACCCCCCACCCACCCACCCCUCCCUCAACCCCCACCACCCCGUGGUCAUGGAGAAUUGAAUGCAGUGACUGGUAGCGCAUAGAAGGCAGAUUGUGGUGCUGUAAUAAGAUUGGAAUACAAUUACUAACAACAGGAAUAGAACGAGAAGAAAUGCAAUGUAUGACAAUCAGAAUGAGGACUUGCCAGAACAAGAUACUACAUUUCUUGGGUCACCGAUAUGGGGAAGAUGAGAUUACAUGCAUUCUAUGUGGAAGCCUUUUACCAUCCUGCAUGGUUUUUCCAGAGUACCUAUUAGAAUUAGAAUCUGAUUGACACAUUCAUGUUAAUAUUUUGGUUGCAUGUCCUCUGUCUUUACAUCUAAAUAGACCAGGUGUGACUUGGUUCCUCGGCAUGGGUUAUGGAUGGUGAACGCAACUCAACCAUGUAUGAUCUCAUCUCUUAUGACUCGUAUUCACAACAGCGUUCACUAUUUUUUUUGGGUGUAUGAUCUAUGUUAGUAUAA
Erigeron canadensis is the source of this 2796-nucleotide messenger RNA. RefSeq names its product pentatricopeptide repeat-containing protein At1g09410, mitochondrial-like. Gene Ontology annotation, molecular function: RNA binding; protein binding. NCBI's taxonomy places the organism in Eukaryota, Viridiplantae, Streptophyta, Magnoliopsida, Asterales, Asteraceae. Gene Ontology annotation, biological process: RNA modification. The record is from RefSeq and is a predicted model, not a curated record. The transcript is spliced from 2 exons. Bases 1 to 2217 code for a protein of 738 amino acids.